GCCGCAACGUGACCAGACCGGCCUUUCCCAGUAAAGCGGUUGUGCAAAGCGGUGGUUGGUUUUUCCUAGACCUAGGGGCAUCUCACCCGGUUCCUGCCGUGCUGCUUGAGUGGGUGGCUGGCAGGGGUGGAACGGGCCCCUCCAGCACACCGGCGUUCUCCUCUAGUCUGGGCCUUCCCUUUGGGCCCCUUCAUUAUCCCCAAACCCUGUAUUUUAAUUACUGUGUAGCUCUGUAAAGGGAAUGUGCUUGCAGAUCCACUUCCCAGGCUGAAGUUUCCUGUCAUGGGAGGCUGAAUCAUCUUUGUUCCUGGUGAAAGCAAGGUAUUAUGGAAGAAGGAAGCAGUGUUGCAGUAUUGAUGCCAAAUAUUGGGGAACAGGAAGCUGUGCUGAUUUCUGAAACAGUCAUUGGCCCAACACUGCAGAACAGUGAAAAUCAAAGAAAAUGUAACACUGACCCACUAAUUCAUGUUAUCCAGAAACUAAGCAAAAUAGUUGAAAGUGAGAAGACACAAAGAUGCCUUUUAAUAGGGAAAAAACGCUCCCAUCCUAAUGCUUCUGCACAGUCCUUGGACGCAGAUGAUCUUUGUGAAAUCCCAGCUAAAGCAAUUGAGCUCUCUGUUUUCACAACUAGAAAGACUGAAGAGCUACAAGCAAAUUAUUUUGUGACUGAAUGUCUUCCACAAAGCAAAAAGAAUGUGAUGUGCUACCAGUGUAGCCUGUGUAAGUUUCUAUCACCCUCUCUCUUAACACUACAAGAACAUAUAAAACAACAUGGGCAGAAAAAUGAAGUGAUAUUCAUGUGCUCAGAAUGUCAUUUUGCUUCCAAAAGCAAAGAAGACCUUCAGUCCCACAUCCAAAGUUGCCAUGAGAAUGGUGGUAAAAAUAACACCCAGACAAAAGUGCAGCAGUGUGUAAAUGUCGCAAGUUCAUUUUUGAAAGGGCCAGUGGAAGGAAGUGUCAAAUCAGGGGCUGAUCAGACAGGAAAUCUGAAAGGUAACAAUACAACUCAGUCUACUCAGAGGCCUGAAAUGGGUAGGAGAAAAUGGUAUACUUACGAGCAGUAUGGUAUGUACCGGUGUUUAAUUUGUCGGUACACAUGCGGUCAGCAAAGAAUGUUGAAAACACACGCUUGGAAACAUGCAGGUGAGGUUGAUUGCUCCUAUCCUAUCUUUGAGGAAGAAAAUGAAACUACCAACAUGUCAGAGGUGGUUGUAACUCAUACACCUCAUAGCAUGGAUGCAGUUGUUCUUUCCUUGGAAAACAAUGAACUUGAUAUCCAGAGUGAGCCUUCUCUUCAACUUCAGAUUUGCAGUUCUGAGCAACUGUCAUGUAAAUCGCCAGUAGGAACAAACGUAAAAGAGGAAGAGAUGUUAAAUCAGUCUGUAGUGCAUUCUCCUACUACAGAGGUUUUAGAGGACACUGUAUCAGAUACAGAACCAGAUAGUAUGAUAACUGAUAGCCUGCUUUCAUCAGCACAGAAAAUCAUCAAUUGUAGUCCAAAUAAAAAGGGUCAUGUUAACGUAAUAGUGGAGCGUUUGCCAAGUGCUGAAGAAAGUAUCUUACAGAAGCCUUUCUUGAUGAACACUGACAUUGAAACGGAAAAAAAAUUAAUCUCAGAGGAGUCCCACAUUGCCUGUGAAGAACCUGAUGAAGUUUAUCAUUCAGAUCCAAUUCAAGAAGUAGUAAUAGGAUGGAAUAAUACCGAGAAGAAAGAUAAUGAAUUAAGCUCUAAUAAAACCAUACCAUCUGAUGAAAAUGUGCCGCCUGCACGAAGAAGGACAAAUUCAGAGUCUUUACGACUACACUCAUUAGCUGCAGAAGCUCUUGUUACAAUGCCUAUCAGAGCUGCAGAACUAACAAGUUCUAGCUUCAGGACUCUGACUGGAGAAGAUGCUGUGGAUGCAGGUGCAGGACAGGGAGAAGCAGAUGGCCCAUGUGUGACUCAUUCUAAAGUGGCAUCCUCACUUCAAGAUCAUUCAGUGGAGUUUAGUAACUUUAGCCAAGGUGAAUGUGCGAUAGUUGAGAUACAGAAAGAAAGGCCAGAGUUAUCAGAAGCACCAACUAAAAUGGGCAUCAGUAUGUCACUACUCACUGUCAUUGAAAAAUUGAAGGAGAGGACAGAUCAGAAUGCUUCUGAUGAUGACAUUUUGAAAGAAUUGCAAGACAAUGCACAAUGCCAAAAUGCAAAUGAUGCAAACAUUCCUGGCAGUAACCUAGUAGAAUAUAUACCUAACGCAGAUCGACCCUACCGCUGUCGCCUCUGUCAUUACAGCAGUGGUAAUAAAGGCUACAUAAAACAACACUUGAGAGUCCAUCGUCAGAGGCAGCCAUAUCAGUGUCCUAUCUGUGAACAUAUUGCCGACAAUAGUAAGGAUUUAGAGAGCCACAUGAUCAACCACUGCAAAACAAGAAUGUAUCAGUGCAAGCAAUGUGAAGAAUCCUUUCAUUAUAAGAGCCAGCUACGAAAUCAUGAAAGAGAACAACACAGUCUUCCAGAUAUCUUUUCAGCAGCCACAUCUAACAAACUAAUAGUUUCCAACGAAGUAGAUGAAAGAGAAGGAAACAAGUCUUCAGUUCAGAAACUGUAUAGGUGUGAUGUGUGUGACUACACAAGCACAACUUAUGUUGGUGUACGCAAUCACAGACGAAUUCAUAACUCUGAUAAGCCAUACAGAUGUCGAGUGUGUGACUUCGCCACCACAAACAUGAAUAGCUUGAAAUGCCAUAUGAGGCGCCACCCCCAGGAGCAUCAGGCAGUGCAGCUGAUGGAACAGUACAAAUGUUCUCUCUGUGGGUAUGUAUGUAGCCAUCCUCCAUCCCUGAAGUCCCACAUGUGGAAACAUGCAAGUGACCAAAAUUACAACUAUGAACAAGUGAACAAGGCUAUUAAUGAUGCAAUUUCGCAAAGCAGCAGGUUUCAAGGACAGCUUCCUGACAAAACACUAUUAGAAGGCACGGAUGAGAGUACAAUAUCUAUACUAGGAAGUUCAGACAACUUGGUGUCUUUUACAGAGUCUAUUAACCAGACUACAAACGAAAUUUCAGGUUCUGAUGAAAAGCCUAACUUGAUGAAUACCUCAUGCAGUUUAGAAAAGAGCUCCACUCUACCCCACAUUGGCACAGAAUACUGUGUUCUUCUCUUCUGCUGCUGCAUUUGCGGUUUUGAGUCUACCAAUAAAGAUAAUCUGCUGGAUCAUAUGAAAGAACAUGAGGGUGAAAUCAUAAAUAUCAUUCUAAAUAAGGACCACAGCACAUCCCAGAGCACAAACUAGGAGAAGCAUACAGCAGUUUGCAGUAGAAGACGUUCAUCUCUCUAUCAGUGGGGAAUAUUGUUAUACUGGCUAAUUACCUGGCAACUUUGUUGAGGUUAUUUAAAAAGUUGGCUAGUUAAAUUGUUGGAAAUACAUGCUUUGAUAAAAUGAAGUAGUAGCAUUUCCAAAGAGGCCCUUUAGGAGCCAGAUUUAAACUUUCUAGUUCAGGCAUGUAUUUCUGCUUUUAAUGACAGGCAGAUGCACAGCAGCAUGCCUAGUUCUUGACAUGGGGAUGUAGUUACCUGAUUUUUAGUAGCUUAUUACUUAGAAAAUUACUUACUCUUAGAAGAACAGUAUUUCAUGGUUACUUUAUCUAUAACUUUCUGCUAGCAAAAAUAAGCUACAACUUUAAAUCUGAGGUGGCAUAUAUAGUGUACAGUCUAUUGUGCUAUUGCUGACUAGAAGUGGCAUCAGAAAAGAAAACAGUUCUUGUCACAACUUUAUGAAGCAGCACAAACGCACUAAGAGUCCAAGUACAUUUGGUGAUUUUUCUUUUGAUUUCCUCAAUUUGACUUGUUCUUUUGGGUUAAAUAUUAUUUCAUUAAUAAAUUGGGUAGCAGAAAGUACACAUUUUGCUUUAAAAAUUGGUCAGGAUAUAAUGUCAGAGCAUUUUUGUGUCAGAUAUUUGAGAUAUUUUAAGUACAUAAGUGAAGUUGCUUAGCUAGUGAAAGAUAAAAAGGUGAAAAACUUUUUAAAAUAAGAAGGAGGUGGCAAUGAAACAAGAGAGUACAAACAGUUCAAAACAGCACCCUUGAAUCAAAAUUAUCAAUUUUCUGGUGUAUAUCAACCCACGCUUGCAGCAGUAAGUAUAAUGUGCCAGGAGUCUUUGUAGGGGGAUUACAGAGCAGGAUGCGUCUAUUCACAGUUGUUCUUUGCCAUCCUGUUGCUUUUUUCUUUUUGACUGUGUGUUCGUAUAAUGGUAGAAAGUUAGUUGAUGCUAAAAACCAUUAUAAAACCCGUAACAAAUGCCAACAAAUAAUUCCUUUCCACAUGUACAGAGAUUUAUUUUUUUAAAAACUGUCUUCAUUCUGCUUGCCAUUAGCUACCCACUCACAAUUCCCUUCGGACUUUACCCGAAGUUCUGCAUGUGAAGUAAUUAUAGACUUAGUUUUUCUGAAAGCAAAUUUUUUUUUGCUUUAUUAUUCCUCAGGUUAGCUGCUUUAGAAAGUGUAUGGUUGGCUUGGUUGCAUGUUCUGUAAUGGGUUUUAGGCACAUUUCAGUCACCAACACUGCAGUCUUCGCCUUUCUCUAAGCUUGUAAAAUAUUUUUGGAUCUUCUGUCACAGUACUAUCAGAUGAUCAGCUAUUCACUUGCCAUUUGUUUCAAUUAGAUUUUAUUCUGUGUUAUAAACUGUAACUUGCAGCUUUAAACGCCUCUACUUCUACUAAAGAGAAAACUUACUUCAUUCUACUCUGUACUGAUAAAUAGGUGCAUAUUUCAUCUUUCUGACUGAUACCUGGCCUGGAAAAAUACAGUGGGGUUCAGUCAGAGUUAGGGUAUUUUCCAGAAGCACUUAUUUAAUCAUUUUUAAAAAAAUGUACAGUUGGUGCUCAAAGUAACAUUUGUUAAGAUAUAUUUAAUAGAAAUUUACAUUUGCAUUUGAUAUUCAUGGACAUGGGUACAUGUAUUUUUUUAAGAAAAGGUAAUGUAACACUAUGGCACUGCUUUUAUAGCCAAAGUAUAAAAAAAUUAGAAAACUGACAUGUAAAGACUGCAGUUCAUUCUGAUACUGUAUCUUGUUAAACAGGAUGACUUUUCAUUUUAUGAGAUUAUCCAGCACAUUAAGCUGCAUGCCUUAAGCUCUCUCUAGGAUUGUGUUCCUGAUAGAUGACUGUUUGGAACUACGAAGCAAAGUCUGUAGUACUACUUUAACUACCUUCUGAAAUACUGUACAAUGUUAGAAUAAUUUAUUUUGCUUUACAGGAGUUUGUCACGUAUCGACUUUAAUAUUGUAUUUUGGUAAUAAACUUCUUUUGUUAAA
Molecule: messenger RNA, 5292 nt
Organism: Neopsephotus bourkii (Bourke's parrot)
Lineage: Eukaryota; Metazoa; Chordata; Aves; Psittaciformes; Psittacidae
Gene: ZNF507
Product: zinc finger protein 507
Exons: 8
Coding region: 327-3272 (981 amino acids)
Biological process (GO): regulation of gene expression
Cellular component (GO): nucleus
Source: RefSeq, a predicted model, not a curated record